This is a messenger RNA of Pelagomonas calceolata, 642 nucleotides long. The record is from the annotation of a GenBank genome assembly. Lineage: Eukaryota; Pelagophyceae; Pelagomonadales; Pelagomonadaceae.
AUGACGCAAGCCGACGGCAUGGCCGCGAUGACCAAGAUCAUCAACACGCUCAUGCAGAGGCCGGACAGCGUGCCCUUCCGCGAGCCCGUGGACUGGCGGGGCCUGGGCCUUUAUGAUUAUCCCCAAGUCAUCGCGAAGCCCAUGGACCUGACGACGGUCAAGCAGACGAUCGAGCGCCAGGGCUACAAGAGCGUGAACGACUGCGCGGACGACAUCCGACUGAUCUGGAACAACUGCAAGAAGUACAACCAGGACGGUUCUGAUUUCUACAACCUCGCCGACGGCUUCUCGAAGCGAUUCGAGGAGCGCUUCUCGAAGGUCAAGGCCGAGAACCCGGCCCUGGACGAGGAGGAGCUGACCCACGCCCCUGAUUUGGAAGAGAAGACGCGCUUCAGCCACAACAUCUACCGCAUCAAGCAGGAGGAGUUGGGCGUGUUGGUGGAGAAGCUCGACGCGAAGUGCCCCGACGCGAUCGACAAGAGCACGUCCGACGACGAGAUCGAGAUCAACAUCGACCAGAUCGACCCGCGCACCUUCCACGACUUAGAUAGAUACGUGCGCCAGUGCCUCUCGCAGUCGAACCCGAAGAAGAAGAAGGCCGCGGGCGGCGCCGAGCCCAAGGCGAAGAAGCAGAAGGCCUAG